AUGGAGUACGAAAAACACUUCAUUCCUCUGGAAUCCGAUCCUCAAAUCUUCACGAAUUUGAUGCACAACAUGGGUAUUCCUCAGAUUUUCAAAUUUAUUAAUAUUUGGUCUCUGGAAGCAGAUCAACUGGAUAACAUUCGUUUUGGUAUCCAAAAUCCCGUCGAAGCCUUGAUCCUUAUAUUACCUAACUACCCUGCGUAUGCAGAGCAGAGAAUCGAACACAGCAUUCCCAAAGAAGGCAUCCUCUGGCUGAAACAGACUAUAAACAAUACCUGCGGUCUUAUGCUAUAUUGCAUUGCGUUUGCAACACUUUAG
Messenger RNA from Penicillium psychrosexuale, 315 nucleotides. RefSeq lists its product as uncharacterized. The transcript has a single exon. Lineage: Eukaryota; Fungi; Ascomycota; Eurotiomycetes; Eurotiales; Aspergillaceae. The record is from RefSeq and is a predicted model, not a curated record. Gene Ontology annotation, biological process: ubiquitin-dependent protein catabolic process; protein deubiquitination. Gene Ontology annotation, cellular component: cytoplasm. Gene Ontology annotation, molecular function: cysteine-type deubiquitinase activity. Bases 1 to 315 code for a protein of 104 amino acids.